Messenger RNA from Coregonus clupeaformis (lake whitefish), 1801 nucleotides. Its product is annotated as rhamnose-binding lectin-like. The transcript is spliced from 18 exons. Lineage: Eukaryota; Metazoa; Chordata; Actinopteri; Salmoniformes; Salmonidae. The record is from RefSeq and is a predicted model, not a curated record. Bases 188 to 1585 code for a protein of 465 amino acids. Gene Ontology annotation, molecular function: carbohydrate binding.
AUUAAUAUAAUCCCCUCAAGCAAAAAUCUUCUCACGGUUGAAUGUAAUUGGGAAUUGAGGAUUGAUACCAGAGCACGCUCCUUGUAGAGAAGCAGGAGAAACAAGCCAGCUCAAGGUGACCAUCUGUAGCCUCUUACCUGUUACUACCACACCUGAACCAGCUACUACCACACCGGUACCCAGCAUCAUGCUCCUUUUAAGACUGACUGCGUUCACCUUGCUGGCUGCAGCUUGCUGUACACUACCGGCUGCAGCAACUAGAGUGGUCACCUGUGACAAUGGAGACAACGUCCAGUUCCUGAGCUGUGAUUCUGGAGUGAUCUUCAUUGAGAGAGCUCUGUACGGACGGACUGACGGAACCACCUGCAAAGAAGGACGAACUGCCAACCAGCUGACCAACACGCGGUGUUCACAGACGGGCGCCCUUGAGGUCCUCUCACAGAGGUGCAAUGGGAAACAGGUGUGUGAAGUGAACACUGAAGUUUUCCGUACUUCUGACCCCUGUGUCGGAAUCUACAAAUACCUGGAAACCACCUACACCUGCAUCCUAGCAACACGCAGCAUCACGUGUGAAGGCUCUGAAGCUCUACUAGAAUGUGAUGAUGGUAUGAUCCAGAUCCACAGUGCCAACUAUGGUCGCCGUGACCAGCUAGUGUGUUCCUUUAAUCGGCCCGCUAACCAACUAGCCAACACCAACUGCCUCAGCCAAUCCACCACUGCCAGUAAGGUGGAAAAGAGGUGUGAUGGGAAUAGCCAGUGUAACGUCCCGGCGUCCAACUCUCUGUAUGGAGAUCCCUGUGUAGGAACCUACAAGUACCUGGAUGUGGCUUACAUCUGUGGCUGUGUAUUUGGCCAGGUGACCAUCUGUAGCCUCUUACCUGUUAUAACCACAGCUGAACCAGCUACUACCACACCUGUACACAGCAUCAUGCUCCUUUUAAGACUGACUGCGUUCACCUUGCUGGCUGCAGCGUGCUGUACACUACCGGCUGCAGCAACUAGAGUGGUCACCUGUGACAAUGGAGACAACGUCCAGUUCCUGAGCUGUGAUUCUGGAGUGAUCUUCAUUGAGAGAGCUCUGUACGGACGGACUGACGGAACCACCUGCAAAGAAGGACGAACUGCCAACCAGCUGACCAACACACAGUGUUCACAGACGGGCACCAUGGAGGUCCUCUCACAGAGGUGCAAUGGGAAACAGGUGUGUGAAGUGAACACUGAAGUCUUCCGUACUUCUGACCCCUGUGUCGGAAUCUACAAAUACCUGGAAACCACCUACACCUGCAUCCUAGCAACACGCAGCAUCACGUGUGAAGGCUCUGAUGCUCUACUAGAAUGUGAUGAAGGUACAAUCCAGAUCCACAGUGCCAACUAUGGUCGCCGUGACCAGCUAGUGUGUUCCUUUAAUCGGCUCGCUAACCAACUAGCCAACACCAACUGCCUCAGCCAAUCCACCACUGCCAGUAAGGUGGAAAAGAGGUGUGAUGGGAAUAGCCAGUGUAACGUCCCGGCGUCCAGUUCUCUGUAUGGAGAUCCCUGUGUAGGAACCUACAAGUACCUGGAUGUGGCUUACACCUGUGGCUAAACGAGAUCUUCUCUGAGGAACAAAGACCAGAGACUUCUGGGAUAUCUUCCUCUUCAUUGGCUGGAUGUGUCUUUCCUGGCGGCCUCCUUUUUGAAGUCUCAAUUGAGUGUAAAACAUAUGUAAACUGCAUGUUUCCAUGUAAAGUUCAAGAUUUGUAAAUCAAAUGUAUUUUGUCGUAGGCAUAAUUUGUAUGUAGUAAAAAAAAUACUAAAUGAG